AUGAGCCCCGAGGAGCUUAAGCAACUGGAGCUGUUGCGUAACCGGUUCGCCCAGCUCACGAGCAAUCUCGGGAGCUUGCGAACAAGUGUCUCGAACUCGAAUCCCCUUCCCACAUACGAAUCCCUCCAAGCAUCCGUCAACAUCCUCCAAGCCAACAUCCGCUCCAUCCAAGACAUCGCCACCGAAAACGCCGGCUUGUUCCAGCGCCUCGCCAUCCACCCCUCGACGAACUUCCCCGGCCGCACCCAAGAACACAUCCUCACCCAACUUUUACGCAAAAAACUCGAGCCGAACGUGGAGAGCUGGGUGGAAGAGGCGCGGGCGACGGCGCGGGGCGUGGGGGUGGACGCGAGUAAGCUGGCGGGCGGGGUGCACCGGCGCGGGGAGCACGACUACGACGACGAGGGCACGUACGGCAUGGACGAGGACGGCGACGACGCGCCCCAGGACCCCUUCAGCGAGCAGUGGGCCGACAUGCUCGACAACUUCCAGCAGACCCUGCAGCAGUACGUCACCGUCCAGGUCAAGAAGAAGUACACGGCCGAGGAGCGCGCGGCCGGGAUUGAGAAUGUCCGCACGGGCUUGAGGCAGACGCUGGAGGAGAGUGAGGAUGAUGAUGAGGAUGAGGAGGAGGAGGAAGAGGAUGAGGAGGAGGAUGAGGCUGCCGCUGCCGCGGGCAACGCUGGGGGUCUGGCUACUGGGGCUGGGGGCUCUGCUGCAGCUGGCGGGGGGAUGUUUGGGGCGAUCGAGCCAGAGCACAUCUUCUACUUGCAAGCACAAGGCAACCUGCAGCUUCCUGGGAAUGUCCCGAUCGAGUCGAAGCGCAUACAAACGGUACCGACUCGGCGGGUGGCGCCGCCGAGGUAA
This is a messenger RNA of Chaetomium globosum CBS 148.51, 867 nucleotides long. RefSeq lists its product as uncharacterized. Gene Ontology annotation, cellular component: core mediator complex; mediator complex. The transcript has 2 exons. NCBI's taxonomy places the organism in Eukaryota, Fungi, Ascomycota, Sordariomycetes, Sordariales, Chaetomiaceae. Gene Ontology annotation, biological process: regulation of transcription by RNA polymerase II. The record is from RefSeq and is a predicted model, not a curated record. Bases 1 to 867 code for a protein of 288 amino acids. Gene Ontology annotation, molecular function: transcription coregulator activity; RNA polymerase II cis-regulatory region sequence-specific DNA binding.